Molecule: messenger RNA, 5916 nt
Organism: Cryptotermes secundus
Lineage: Eukaryota; Metazoa; Arthropoda; Insecta; Blattodea; Kalotermitidae
Gene: Sulf1
Product: extracellular sulfatase SULF-1 homolog
Exons: 21
Coding region: 469-4395 (1308 amino acids)
Molecular function (GO): glycosaminoglycan binding; N-acetylglucosamine-6-sulfatase activity
Source: RefSeq, a predicted model, not a curated record
GCGAGGAGAAGCUGGCAGAGUGAGCUAGGCUCGCAAGGGAGUUUACAGCUUUGGCGGGCUGUGGUUGUGGUUAGGGUUAUGCUUGUUCUUCAAGGAACGGGAACACGUGGUUUUUAUUUGCGUUCAGAAUACAGAAACUAGAACUUUCAAAACUCAUUAUAAGAGGUGUAGUUGUGAGUUAAUUUUAACAGCUGGACAAUUUCUUUCUGUGUUUGCCGAUUCCUACGUAAUCGUACUUGAACUUCGAAUGCAAAAGGAUACAUGCACGUUGAUGACAUUUUACUGUUUCCCGUAGUUUUGUGCACCUUAAUGUUUCACACGAAAAUCCCAACGGAUUCAGGAAUGCCGUAAUACAACAGAAUCUACUGAAGUUUUACAUCCCGUUACACUCUUCUGCAACUGGCAAACGUCGCUCACCACGUCACCAUGUCACGUGCUGUCCUUUGAAACUACCAGCGACCGAGCAUCAUGGCGCGUGAGGUCACACCAUUGGUAGCGGCCGUCGCAUUCUGGCUUAUCGCAGUGGGCGUCGGUUCAUCCAGACGCCUAACACAUGUGCGUCAUCAACAGCCGCAGGAAGAUCUUGUGUCAACCGAUGACGUGUUCGCACCUCAGAGACGCGGAGCCAGUGCUGCUGCAGAAUUGCACACGCAGCGCCGAGGAGGGAAGCUGAAGAAACAACAGAUUACUGUGCAGCACUAUGAGAUUCCUAAGGAAAGAAAGCCAAACAUUAUACUCAUACUGACAGACGAUCAGGAUGUUGAGCUAGGUUCGCUCAACUUCAUGCCUCGAACUCUGCGACUGCUAAGGGACGGCGGUGCCGAGUUUCGUCACGCAUACGUCACGACCCCAAUGUGCUGCCCGUCGCGCAGCUCCUUGCUCACUGGCAUGUAUGUUCACAACCACGAGGUGUUCACCAACAACGACAAUUGUUCCAGCGCCCAGUGGCAGGCAACCCACGAGACGCGGUCCUUCGCCACAUAUCUGUCCAAUGCCGGCUACAGGACGGGAUAUUUUGGCAAGUACUUGAACAAGUACAACGGCAGCUACAUCCCUCCCGGAUGGAGGGAGUGGGGAGGCCUUAUCAUGAACUCUCGCUAUUACAACUACUCGAUCAACCUGAAUGGAAAGAAAAUCAAACAUGGCGCCAACUACCACAAGGACUACUACCCAGACCUAAUUGCCAACGACUCAGUGGCUUUCUUGAGGCAGUCUAAGCAGUACUUCUCUCGAAAGCCGGUAAUGUUGGUUCUCAGCUUCCCGGCGCCUCACGGUCCAGAGGACUCGGCUCCACAGUUCUCGCAUCUGUUCUUCAACGUCACCACGCACCACACUCCAACUUAUGACUACGCCCCCAAUCCAGACAAGCAAUGGAUCCUACAAGUAACACAGAGGAUGCAACCCAUUCACCGGCAGUUCACUGAUCUCCUGAUGACAAAACGAUUGCAGACAUUGCAAAGUGUUGAUGAAGCAGUGGAAAAGAUCUAUCAAGAACUGAAAGACCUUGGAGAGCUGGACAACACAUACAUCAUUUACACAUCAGACCAUGGAUACCAUCUGGGUCAGUUUGGCCUAGUCAAGGGCAAGUCAUUUCCCUUUGAGUUCGAUGUUAGAGUCCCAUUCCUUGUACGAGGUCCAGAUAUUGAACCUGGCACAAUCAUUGAUGAUAUUGUUCUAAAUUUGGACAUCGCUCCAACAUUCCUGGAUAUUGCAGGAGUUGAGGCCCCUGCUCAUAUGGAUGGCAGAUCAUUUCUUAAACUUCUACAUCGCAAUUCCAAGCAUGGCCAAAUGUCAGCAAGAAGAAGGAAACUAAAAUGGCCGGACACUUUUCUAAUUGAAAGUAGUGGGAGGCGUGAAACACCUGAAUCAAUUGAAGCCAAGUUAAACUUAUUAAAACCUCAGCAUCAAGCGAAGCUGAAUAAAAUUGCUGCAGGAUCUGUGAGUGAAGAGAACAAUGGUGACAGCAGUUUUGCCAUGCUGGGAACAACAGUUACAUCUCUGACAAGCCAAUAUCCAGACUUUUCAACAGAUGAAAAUGGUCUGAAUGACACAUCUAAUGCUUUGCAUAUUCCUGAUCUUGAACCAUCUUUAGAAGACAUCCCUGUAUUAGCCCGUCCUGAUUUACAGCUUGAUAACCAAGUGUUACCAGUUGUUUCACCUGGAGGAGUGAUCAACAAGGUGGAACGCAUUGCCAUGGAAUGUCAGAGCCCUGAAUUCCAAGCUCCAUGUAAGCCAGGACAGAAGUGGCAGUGUGUCACAGAGGGAAGCAGGUGGCGGAAACAUAAGUGUAAAUUCCAGGGCACAGUUUACCAACAAGGAGGAAGCAAUGGAAGGAAAAAAUGUGCAUGUUUCACUUCUUCUGGCUUGGUAUACAAAAAACUGGAACCAGAUGAAAGACGAAUGCAGCGGCAGUUUCUUAGGGGACAUGUAAACAAGGACAUUAAAGAUUACCGACCCAAGUUCCUUCGAACAGUUCAAGCAAAACAGUCUAUAGGAGAAGUGAAUUUAUCAGACUUCCUGAGGCAGGUCUCAAGUACAGCAGACACAGCAAUAAUGACAGACCUGAUUACUCGCUAUAACAGUGAAAACACUCACAAGGCAAGCAGGAGGGGGAGACGUGACACACUGGAACAUGUCACUGACUCAAUCAUGAAAGACCUUGAAAAGGACAUUGAGAAGGAACUGCAUGGUCUGCAGGUUUCUCAGGCUGUUGAAGAUGCUAACUCCAACAGCUCCACUGCAGAGAACAUGAUUCAGUUGGCUGGCUGUGUAGUGACACCAACUCGUAAUGUAAAUUGCAGUGCUGCAGUGUAUGAGGAUCUUCCAACAUGGAGAACAUCUAAGAACAAUAUUGAUGGAGCAAUCCGCAAGCUUCUGGCUCAAGUAGAGGCAUUGAAAGAAAUUAGGCGUCAUCUUCGUCAGAAACGGCCUCAAGAUACUACUUCAUAUGAUGCCAGUCUUGAAGAUGAAGAUAAUAAUGAUGGCGUAGAAGAAAUAUUACAGGAAGAAGAAGAGGAAGGAGAAGAAGGAGUAUAUGGAGAAGCAGAAACAGAGAGUCACAAUGUAACAAAUAUUAGAAAAGUGCAGUCUGGUCAGGAAAGGGGUGUUGAAACAGUAACAGAAAGUAAAAAUAUUGGAAAGGAAGGGAGACGUGUUGGAAACCAGACAAAAAAUUCACAUGAUCGUCAGCAUAAUAGAAAUCAUUACAAAGGAGACCAGUACAAAGGAACAAAGAAACCAAAAGUAUAUGCAGCAACCACUAUAUUGACAGUAGCAAGGGAAGAUAGUGUUAGGCAGGAUAAAACAAAUGAGAAGUUUGAUGAAACUUUAUUUGAGGAAUAUGACAGUGAAAAUUCUCAGGGAGGUUCAUUAGUAACUACUGAAAAUUCAAGAUUUCACCACCGACACCACCACUUAUCUUCAAAUUCUGGACCUCCCUUCUUCCAUUCUACAAACAUGACAACAGAUCCAUCAGCUCAUGUGGAUUCUGCAAUUGAAGUUACUUUGGGCUUCCUGGAUUUCAACAUCACUGAAGGGCCUACUACAGAGUACUCUGUACCACUGAACUCUACAACAUCAAAGCCAACUUCAGAGCAGAGAGUGAAGUUCUCAGAACCAGCAGCAACCAAUGGAAACAAGCUUGGUAUAGGUCCCAGUCGUAUUGAUGUGACAGUGUAUCGACCUCAGAAGCCUGGCUACAGAGUCCAACAUGCAAAUAAUAUCAACAGUAGCACUGGUAACAGUAAUAGCAACAAGCAGAUAUUUCUUCCUGAAGGUCAUGGUCAGCACACUUGUUACUGUCAACCUGAUAUUCUCACAAGGCGUGAGGAGAAGGAAAUUGCAAAAGAAGCCCGUCGAAGAAUUAAAGAAGAAAGACUGAAGAAGAAAGAACGAAAGCUGAAGAAAAAAGCAAAGCUGGAGAAAGAAUGUCUGGCAGAGAAAAUGAAUUGUUUCAAUCAUGAUAAUGAUCAUUGGAAGACAGAACCUCUGUGGACAGAGGGUCCCUUCUGCUUCUGCAUGAAUGCCAACAACAAUACAUACUCAUGUCUGAGGACCAUCAAUGCAACUCAUAAUUUCCUCUACUGUGAAUUUGUCACAGGUCUUGUCACAUUCUAUAAUCUCCGAAUCGAUCCGUUUGAGCAAUGGAACCGUGUACAUGCAUUGACGGAUGUGGAACGGUCAUACCUGCAAGAUCAGUUGGCACAACUUAAAGCCUGUCGUGGCACUAAGCAGUGCACUGUGGGGAAUGCAGCUUCAUCCCAAACACCUACUGGCUCAUACACUGCACCCUCUUCCACCUUGGACAAUACUGCCUCUAUAACAAGUACUAGCAGCCGCUACAAGAAGAGAAAAUAUCAGUCUCCAAACAGUCAGCUCACAGAUCGCCACAGAUAGUCCUGCGUUUCAUUAGAUCAGCAUGAGGAGUACCAGUCCAGCCAACUGCAUACAUCUAAACUGUGUCCUGAGGCAACUGUAAGCAGCAAGGAAAAUGUACGAAGCAGCUGUGUAAAUUUAUUUCUCGCUUUCUGAAUUCUUUUUCAUUGUCUCUGUUACCCCAUGUCAAUGUCUCAUUACAGAAUUUCACCAAAGUUCCAACCAAUUUUUAAUAUUCGAGUUUUCACUAAAUGUAAUUCCAUUUGAAGAAUGGCAAUGACAUUCUGAAUGAUGCAUAUGAGAUUUGAGGGUGUCAUAGUGGUGAGAAUUAAGACUGGAUCAUCUGAGUUAUGAUAAUCCAGUUUAGUAGAUGGUUUUAGAUGCACCAAAGGAACCUACUGCCUCCAUCUUCUUCUCCAGAACACUGGCAACAACCUACUAAUCUGCACUUCUACCAGUCAGACAAACCCCAUAUGUAAGUCACUUAGACCCUCUCCCCCUCCUGUCUGUAUGUAUGUGUCUGUGUAAAUUCUACCUGUUGGCUGAUGGUUGUGUCAUUGCAAUAUGCAAAUAAAAUUUGCCUUGUACGCGCUGUUAGAUAUGGUCUCUGGGGUUGACCUCAAAACCCUUGAAAGCUUUGGUAGGGGGUUGUUCCUUACUUAAGGUAAGGCAGGCCAUCGAGGCCCAUAGGGUUGUGAGACACUGGGGAUCCCAUAUUUUCCAUAGAAAAUCUUCUCACAGAUGGCAGUGGGGUUGUCAGCCUUGUGUGCUGGUCGCCCUUUCCCCCAAGGAGGAUUCCUGGUACUCAUUUCUGUUGCAGGCUAGGUCAACCCCAGGACCAUGGUGCGGCUGGAAGAAUUGGGUAAAUUGAAAAGAACCACGUUAUUGGGACUUGAACCUGUGAUCAUCCAACUUGAGGCGUAGUACUUUGGCUAGCUAUGCUAGCGUGUACCCCUGUUCAUUAGUUAAAUAACGAUAAAUUUCAGUUGGUUUCAAAGGUCUUUGACACAAAUUUCUAUGGACAUAAACUGCAUAGAUAGAGGCACAAAAUCAUACAGAAAGCAAGAAGCUGUUCAGUGCAAGAAAGAGUGCAGAGAAAGUCACCCACCAAUAAUGCUUGCUGAUUACUUAUCUUUUCCCAGUACUUCCUCCAUACAAGUUAAAAAUUAUAGCUACAGUAGGCGGAAACUAAAAUCAACCUUCAAAAUAAAUAAAUUGAAAGGGAUUCAGUGUAUAAAUAAAAAUGAAAAACCACAAACAUGAAAAAAAAAACAAGCCUGAAUACUUAGAAUUGUUCAUGUUGUACUUAAAUUAAACAUUUAAGCACAAAUUAGCUGUUGUUUCAUAGACAGACAAUGUGACCUAGGUGUUCAGGCACAUUUGUGACAUGUCAAUUUCUGUGAAGUACCUAUCCACUUGCAGUCAUGAACAAAGAAAUUUGAUUUUGUAUGUACCUGGGACAGUGUAGUAAGUAUAGUGACUGGCUAUGGGCUGGACGACCAAAGGGUAGGAGUUCGAGUCCCUCUGCGGUCAAGAAUUUUC